Macadamia integrifolia is the source of this 5432-nucleotide messenger RNA. Its product is annotated as protein CHROMATIN REMODELING 4-like. The record is from RefSeq and is a predicted model, not a curated record. Gene Ontology annotation, cellular component: chromatin; nucleus. Lineage: Eukaryota; Viridiplantae; Streptophyta; Magnoliopsida; Proteales; Proteaceae. Gene Ontology annotation, molecular function: chromatin binding; ATP binding; ATP hydrolysis activity. Bases 975 to 5264 code for a protein of 1429 amino acids. The transcript is spliced from 9 exons. Gene Ontology annotation, biological process: chromatin remodeling; negative regulation of transcription by RNA polymerase II.
AAAACACACUCGCAUUAUUCAAAACCCAGGGAGCAAUAAGCAAUCGAUAAUGGCGAUUAUGAGAGAUUUGAGAACUCAAUUUCUUCCUCUCACUCUUUCUUGUUCUUUCUCUUUCAUCUCUCUACUCUCUCUCUUCAACAGCGACAGCAAUGACUCGAAAAAGGAAGAAAACAUUAUUAAAAAGAGAAAUCGCCUCGCGAAUAGCGAACAUGCCUCCUGCUGGUGCAACGUGGCACAAUGCAAUUGGGCAUGGCGUUUGCUCCGGCUCCCACAACAUACAAUCCUGACAAGUCGGUAUCACCCCCCUCGUCCUAUGACCCCGGGAAUCCGUAUCAUAUGUCUCUCUCUCUAUUUAUUGAUUUCACCGCUCUCUCCUUUCUCGUUUCUGCCGUUUAUCAUCUUCUUCCGUGCCCUAAUUUCAUCCUGCAAUCUCGCUAGCUCUAUUGGUCAAUCGCUUCUUCAGUGUUGUUUAAUCCCACUCCCCUGUUCCCAGUAUUCAAUUCCACACAAGGAUUUUGUAGUUUUUGUUCCAUUUGGAUGAACUUUGUUCUGUAUUCCCUCAUUUUUCCGCAGGUCUUUUGGUGGGUAAUUCCGUUUUCUGUAGUUCUAACUAAAUCUGAGUGUUGCUGGUAAUAGCAAAUAUGGAAAUGAUUCCUAGGGGCUGUUUGGGGCUUUGGUGCCUGACUGCUUCAGGAUGGAUUUUUCCCAAUCUACUAGAGAGUUUGAUAUUUUGAAGGAGGGAGAUAUGAAGAUUUGCAGGGUCUGCUGAUUUCAUGAACAAAGCAAUGGGGUUUAACUGUAUCAAAUCAAAUUUAGCGAGGUGACAGUUGAUAUUUAAUAAUCAAGAGGAUUUGAAAAGAGAGGCUCUGCUGUGGCUUGAAUGAAGGUUUGGAUUCCUGGUUCCACUCAUUAAGUCAGUGGCUUGAUUACCAUAUGAAGGUCCAGUUCCUGCUCCCACUCAUUAAGUCAAUGUUAUGCUUCUGUAUACUUUAAAUUAUCAAUGUAGGACCAGGGAUCUGAAGAUGAAAGAAAACAGUUCUGUGAAUAAUAAAAUGAUUGAUAGAAACUGGGUCCUGAAGCGCAAAAGGAAGAGACUUUCGUGUAGGCCAGAUCAAUCCACUGGUAAAGUUGGAAAUUCUGUUCCGUCAGAAUCUUUGAGGAACCUUCUUCCUGCUAAACGCAGGCUGCAAAGUGAUAUUCAAUACGGACAAGGUCGACCUGAUGGUAAAGAAGGAAAGUCUGUUCCUUCAGAAUUUCCUAAGAACCACCAUCCUCUUGCUAAACGCGGGAUGAAAAAUGAUCUCAUCGCAGGUCAGUCAUCAAACAAGAAGAAAGGAAAUGAUGGGUACUACUUCGAAUGUGUAAUCUGUGAUCUUGGUGGCAACUUGCUGUGUUGUGAUAGUUGCCCUCGAACCUAUCAUCUUCAGUGCCUUAAUCCCCCUCUGAAGCGUACUCCUCCAGGUAAGUGGCUAUGUCCAAACUGCUGUGAGCGAAAUGAUCUUGUAAAGCCCGCAAACCAUACAGAGUCCGUUUCAAGACGUGCAAGAGCAAAAAUUAUUUCUGAUAAGUCUAAGACAAGAAUUAAGUCAUCUAGCUCUCACAAGGAAUCACGUAUGGAAAGUUCAGUUCCAGCAAAAAGAUCAUCCAGUAAAGUGAAACUUACAUUUUCUCAUUCGGUUCCAUCUGUUGAAAACAAGUCAGAUUCUUCCUAUAUGGAUGUGUCUUGUAGCACAAAAUCAAGACACUUGUCUGAGGGUGGACAUGGAGAAGCUAUUUCAUCAUGUGGAAAUACUGACAUUGAGAAGAAACCCAGCUUGUGUCGUGCAGAUGAAUUUGCUGGAAAUACUGACAUUGAGGAGAAACCCAGCUUGUAUUGUGCAGAUGAGUCUGCUGACAGGAAGUCGAAUUCUCUUGCUAAUGAAGUCCAGUCUUCUGGUACGGUUUUAGACCCUGAGCCAAAUGCUGAACCUGCUGAGAGAAGGUCUGACUCUCUGUGUAAUAAUGGAAAUCCAACAAACAAGCUCAUACUGACUUCCGGUCAUGCCUGUCAGACAGCCAAGAAAAAGAAGAGAAAAGUUAACAAGGAAGAUAGAGAUGAUAAAACGAGAUUUGUCAAGGGAAAUUCUACUGUAAAUUUUUCUCUCAAGGUUGGAUCCAAAUCAACAUCUGCAGGUCCUGAAACUAGUAAACACUGCCAAAUAUAUAAUUCAGUUGACCAUCAGGUUUCGGUAUCUAUGUUGAAGGAGGUACUCGGAACAAAAUCUUCUCUAGUGCAGCAACAAGAUAAGAGGAUCCCUGAGGUAAUAUCACCCUCAACACAUGCCUUAGAUGAAACAAGGGGUCAAGAAGAAAAAAUGGUGACAUGUGAUGAAAAUGUUCCUUGUGAGGUUCAACAGCAGGUUGAUCGGAUUCUUGGGUGUCGAGUUCAAAGUAGUGGAAAAGUUUCUUCCUGUCUCAGUCAACCAAUCAAAUUUUCUGCUUCCCCCGGAACUUCUUCUCAUGUUGCAUCUGGAAACAACUGUUCAGGGGCUGCAAAUAACCUGCCUUCUCAAGAUAUACUUGUUCUAGAUAAUUGUGACAGGGCAUUAGAGGAUUCGUCUUCUAGUGGUAAACUUGUAGAUUUUAAGAAUGCUGAUCUUCUUGCUGAGGGAUGCCAUGAUUCGAAAAACCCUGUUGAUAAGGGAAAAAGCACCAAGAGUGAUACCAAAGUAGAUAAGAUACAUGUCUAUAAAAGAUGUGCAAAAGAAGGCGGUGGAGGGGGAAAUUCCAUGGGAUUAACAAGAAGACCUUUCAAGCUUCAGAGUUUUAUGGCCUCAAGUAUUAAAGUUCGAAAUGGAUCGGCUGUAGACAAGGAGAAUGGGGAAAAAAUAACUAAAAAGGCAGUGUCAGAAGAGAACGCUGCUGUUGUACGUGCUAGUUUGGAUAUUGGUGGUAAUUGUUUGAUGCCAAGAGCAUGCAAAAUAAAUGUAUCUUCAGAUGCUAAAGACAUGAAAGAUGAGCAUAAGGAGAUAAGAUUGAAUGACAGUGGAGAAAACAAGAUGCAUGAGUCGGCCUUGAAGGAAUCUGCUCCAGUACAGACAGAUACAGUCUUGUAUGAAUUUUUGGUCAAGUGGGUUGGGCAAUCUCACAUUCAUAACAGCUGGGUUUCUGAAUCGCAAUUGAAAGUUCUAGCAAAAAGAAAACUAGAGAAUUACAAGGCAAAGCAUGGAAGAGCACUGAUAAAUCUUUGUCAAGAACAAUGGUUCCAACCACAAAGAGUGAUUGCCCUCCGUACUUGCAUGGAUGGCACAACUGAAGCUUUUGUAAAAUGGUGUGGUCUCCAUUAUGAUGAAUGCACAUGGGACAAAUUAGAUGAACCUGCCAUUGAGAAAUCUUCGCAUCUGAUUGCUGAAUUCAAGUGCUUUGAAUCCCAAACAGUGGCCAAAGAUUCAGCUGUGGAUGAUCUUCUAAAGAGUAAGUGUCAGCAAACCGAGAUCAUUUCUCUUGAAGCGCAACCCGAGGAGCUUAAAGGAGGUUUCCUGUUUCCACAUCAACUAGAAGCUUUGAACUGGUUGCGUAAAUGCUGGCAUAGAUCUAAAAAUGUGAUCCUCGCUGAUGAGAUGGGGCUGGGGAAAACUGUGUCGGCCUGUGCUUUUAUGUCAGCUUUAUAUUUUGAGUUCAAAGUGUGUCUUCCUUGUCUAGUUUUGGUUCCUCUGUCCACAAUGCCUAACUGGCUUGCUGAAUUUGCAUUAUGGGCCCCAGAUCUGAAUGUUGUGGAGUAUCAUGGCUGUGCAAAAGCAAGAUCUAUUAUUCGUCAAUAUGAAUGGCAUGCGAGUGAUCCAAAUGUGUUAAACAAGAGAACUAAGUCAUACAAAUUUAAUGUUCUUUUGACUACUUAUGAGAUGGUGCUUGCUGACUUCUCCCAUUUGCGUGGGGUUCCAUGGGAGGUUCUCGUGGUUGAUGAGGGUCAUCGUCUGAAAAAUUCGGGCAGUAAACUUUUCAGCUUGCUCAACACAUUUUCUUUUCAACACCGUGUUCUAUUGACAGGUACCCCUCUGCAGAACAACUUAGGUGAAAUGUACAACUUGCUGAAUUUCUUGCAGCCUGCUUCAUUCCCUUCUUUGUCAUCAUUUGAAGAGAAGUUUAAUGAUCUUACAACUGCGGAAAAAGUGGAAGAGCUGAAAAAACUUGUUGCUCCUCAUAUGCUUCGAAGACUUAAAAAGGAUGCUAUGCAGAAUAUUCCCCCCAAGACCGAAUGCAUGGUUCCUGUUGAGUUAUCAUCUGUCCAGGCAGAAUAUUAUCGUGCAUUGCUUACAAAGAAUUAUCAGAUCUUACGUAACAUAGGAAAGGGGGUCGCUCAGAAGUCAAUGCUGAACAUUGUUAUGCAGCUUCGAAAAGUGUGCAAUCAUCCAUAUCUUAUACAAGGUACCGAGCCUGACUCUGGAUCUGUAGAGUUCCUUCAGGAAAUGCGAAUUAAGGCAUCUGCCAAGCUGACACUGUUGCAUUCUAUGCUUAAGGUGUUAAGUAGAGAAGGCCAUCGUGUACUUAUAUUUUCACAGAUGACUAAGCUUCUUGAUAUACUUGAGGAUUACUUGACUAUAGAAUAUGGACCUCAAACAUUUGAAAGAGUGGAUGGUACAGUCUCAGUGGCAGAUCGUCAAGCAGCAAUUGUACGCUUCAAUCAAGACAAAAGUCGAUUUGUGUUCCUUUUAUCUACACGAUCUUGUGGCCUUGGGAUCAAUCUGGCUUCUGCUGACACUGUCAUUAUCUAUGAUUCUGAUUUCAACCCACAUGCUGAUAUUCAAGCAAUGAAUCGUGCACAUCGGAUUGGGCAGUCAAAGAGACUUCUCGUGUACAGGCUUGUUGUACGGGCUAGUGUUGAGGAGCGCAUCUUGCAGCUUGCAAAGAAGAAGCUGAUGCUUGAUCAGCUUUUUGUGAAUAAGUCCGGAUCUCAAAAAGAGGUGGAAGAUAUUUUACGUUGGGGAACAGAAGAACUUUUCAAUGAUUCUGCUGGUGUGGCUGGAAAAGGUACUGGAGAAAAUUCUAGCAACAAAGAUGAAGUAACUACAGACACAGAGCACAAGCAUAAAAGGAGGUGUGGUGGUCUUGGGGAUGUGUAUAAAGAUAGAUGCACAGAUGGCAGGACAAAGAUUGUUUGGGAUGAAAAUGCAAUUUUAAAAUUGCUUGAUCGCUCAAACCUUCAGUCUGGGUCCUCUGAAAGUCAUGAAGGAGAUUUGGAGAAUGAUAUGCUUGGCUCUGUAAAGGUGGGAAAAAUAUCAAAGUGAGGAGGAAGCAGCUCUUGGUAGGGGAAAGCGCUUAAGGAAAGCCGUUUCUUAUACUGAAGCUUUUGCUUUGCAUCCUAGUAAAACCCCGAGUGAGAAUGAUAAUCAAAAGGAGGAGCAGGAGCCAGAACCUGAAUAUACUCCUGCUGGUCGAGCUCUAAAAGCAAAGUU